GUUGCGAUUGCUGGAACGGUAGUUGGAGGAGAUAGAACGGAUAUUUCUCAUAUUGUAUGGAUAUUUACUUCCUUAUUGAACCGCCUAGGCACUUACCAAGAAUUUUCAGAGUAUGGCAAUGUCACUUGGACAUAGUUGUAAAGAAAGUGGAAGUGACGAAGCGUGGGAUAAUGCAGAGGAUACUGAGGUCUGCUCAUAUUGUGCUACCGAUGGAAAGCUCCAGCCAGCAUCGUACUUCUGUUAUAAUUGUGGCGUGUUUGGAAGAUACAUAUGCGACAGAUGUUUAACUCAUCAUAACCGGACUGUGAAGAGUCAUAAAGUAAAAUUGAUGAGCAAUCAGCCGAUGUCCCGAGGACAAACGUUGGAGACAGAACUUGAAAAAGAGCAAAAGAAGGUAGAACAACUACGCCACAAACUUGAUGACAGAAUGAAAACAAUCCAAGACCUUGAAAAAGAUUUAAAAGUAAGAGAUGAAAGAAACAAUGAUUUAGACGAUGAAUCAAAAGAUCUAGCAAAAAGUCUUGGACAGGAAAAGAAGACAAGAACAGCUGUUGAAAAUGAACUAAAGUCUGCUACGGACAUGGUUCAGAGGCUUGAGAAACAUGUCAAUGAUGAUUUUGUUAAGUGUCAGGAACAUCAAAAAAGAAUAGCAGAAUUAGAAGCUGCAAAUAAAAAACUUGAAGCUGCAUAUAAAAAUCUUGAUAAACACAAAUAUCAUAUAGAACAACAGGCAAACAAGAAUAUGGAACACAUGCAAAAUGUUCUUAAAGAGGAGAAAAGGAAAUCAGAUGACCAGUACAAAAAGCUCUUAGCAGAACGAGAUAAUUUACGAGACAGGUUUAGUAAGCUAGCAGGUAAGAAAUAUCCGGAGCAGAUUGCUGAUAUACUAGACCUAAGUGAUCCUUACAGAGCAAUGAAGCUGUCAGAGAGGUUUGGCCAGUUAUAUGAUGAUGAAUGGACUAAUGCCUUUGAAGAUUUGACGGACAAAAAACUUGGUUUACCACUAAAAACGGCAAUACAUAUUCUACUGGACCUUCUCCGAGAAUGCUAUACGUUUUGCAACAAUCUGAUGACGACACAAAUGGACAGUUUACAAAGUGCGUUUCUACAUCCUGCUCAAAAUCGGGCUAAUUUUGACCAAAAGAAAUAUGUUGGUGGACUGGCUGACAAAACUAAAAUUACAUCACAGGAUCAGCAAUCACUUAUAGAGCUACGUAAAAGGGUUGGAGUAUCACCAACUGUCAUAGAGGAGGUUAAACAGGCAUUGCUUGUAGACCUUCAAACAUGGGAUAAAAGGCAGAAAAAAGAAUUUGAUAAAAAGCAUAUAGAAGCGUGUACACCUUAUAUACAGAAAUGUGCUGAGAUUAGCUGGCUUAUGGCUCUGCAUGACCCUCCUUUGUGGAUGAAAAUGGAUGUCAAACCAGGCGAGAAGUUUGAUACAAAUAUCUUUACAGUGUACAGUCAAUCUGGCCAAACAAUAGAUUUUUUGGUAUUUCCACCGCUUUAUAAUGGUAUUGAUGGUGGACUUCUGUCUAAAGGUGUAGCCGAACCAUUGAGAGUUUUGGGCAAGAAGAAAUGAAUAUUUUGUAGUUAUGGACUAUGUUUGUCCGGAACUAGAUAAGGGAUACUAUACAUUUUUAAAUAUUAUAUAUCAUAUUAUAAUUUUUUUUUUGCAUUUACUAUUGCAGAAAUUGUUCACUGAUUGUGUUUUCUAUUUAAAACCGGGAAAUGUAUUCUCGUGUAUAAUUGAUGAGAACAAGAUAUCACAAAACAUUUUUAUUAUUGUAUAUAUAAAAUAAAAUGUAUAUAUUUUAGCUGUCAUCAUGUAAUAUAUAUUGUUUGCUUUAUGAUUUACAUACAAAGAUAAAGAUAACAAAAUUACUUUUUAAUGAUUUUGUAUCAAAGUAAUACAAGAGGUUGAAUCUUCUAUCAGCUUCAAACAGAAACUGCUACAAGACCUAGGGUAAUCCUCAAUCGCAAUCAUCGGUUUUUACUAGAUUGUAUGAUUGCACUGUAAUCAUCGUUUAAUUGAUUACCUAAACAUUAGUGUUUAAGUGGCAUACAAAUUAGUGAUGGACAUUACUUUAUGAAGUAAUGUUUAUUGACUGCGUAACGUUGAAUCAUAAGUUUUACGUUAAAUAUUAUGACGUUGAAGUCAAUAACUUUUUGGAGUGCGCAGCUGUCACCGACAUAUGUUUUUGUAAAUUAAAUAUUGUUGUUAUAUAAGACGCUACUAGCAUGAAUUUUUCUGUGUUUAUUUGUUGUUAAGUCUUGUAAGUAGAAUAAGAAUUUCAAAUCAAUAUCUAAAAUAUAUUUUACGCAACAAAGAAAGUCCACGAAUUUUGGAUGACCCCUCGUAAUAUAUGUUUCAAGUCACAAUUAUGUACAUGUACAUUGUAUAACCAUUUCUUCAAAGUUUUUGUCAUAAUAAAAACAUAUUCUUUUAAUUGGAACAUGAUUGUGUACAGUAUUAAAUUUAGAAAUGUAUUUUGCAUCACUGUUUGAUAUAUGAAUACAUCAACAUAACAUACUAAGUGUUAUUCAAUGAGAAAAUUUAUAAACUAUACUGUAGAUUUAGUAUGAAAAUAAAUUGCAUAUUAAGUGUAAUAUCUAUUUUAGUUGAUUCGUCUGCAAAGAGCACAUUUUCCAGAAGUAUUUCAAAUAUUGAUAAAACAAAAGAGAUGUAUAAUUUGGUUAAUGUUAUGUAAUAUUUCUAAAAAACAAAAUGUUGAUAAGAAUUCUAAAGUGAUUUAGUAAGAAAAUGUAUAUGAUGAAUAAUAAUAGUUUGGUCAAGAACACUUUAUUAUCUGCUAUUAAUUAAAAUGUCACAUUGGAUCAUGUAUCUAACACUUAACAACGGCAUCCAUAUUUAAUUCUAUCAUGAUGGUUUGUUUUAACGUAUAAUAUCACGUAUAAUAUUAAAUACUAACAACAAAAUUACUUAUGGUAUUACGGACCAAUUCAUUUUAAAGUAAUGGAUCAACCUUGUGGUUUAUUUAAUUCCUUUUAGUUUAUACGAAUUUGUUUUAAUUUGAUUGUGUUAUGUUAUAACACUUGAACCCGUUCCUGAAACCAACCAAUACUAAGCAAUGAAUGUUAAGUUUCUUGCUAAAGGAAAUAAGGCUUGUCUCUAACGAGGCCAGCAAUCCUUAUAUCAGAGGUCUGACGGGUAAACAGCUUAUAGUCCUGGUCACCUUCACGAUAGAAAUAUUAAUGAACACACAUUCAGAAAUACUUCUUCACAAUUAUAAUUUUUGUUAUUUGUUCAUGUAUAGAAUAGGAUUUUUGUUGUGACUUAGAAGUGAUGCUAAUAUUUGUAACACCCUUAAUAUGAAUAUGAAAUGUGUUCUUCUGCAAACAAAGUAUUUCUUCAAUUCUUUAAAUGACUUUGCCUUUUUUCUCUUGUGGAUGAUUAAACUCAUUAAAGGCGUGGCGUUAUACAAUCUUAGGUAAUGUUAUAUUUCAGAGUAAAGUCAAUUUUAUCACCUUGCCAAAUUAUAUAUUUAUGCUUGAAUAAAAAGGUGCUUAAGGUCUUGUCAAAAUGUUGAUGAAAAUAGGAAGAUUGCAGAAGCACUAUAUAGAAUCACAACUAUUUUUUUAUUUAUUGCACUUUGUAUGUAUAACUAAUGUAAAAACAAACUACAUUUCAUUUUUUUUAUUUUUCAAUGUCAUUUGAGGUAGCAUUCUUUUGGCGACAAACAGUUUGGUUUUUGGAGUUUGAAUAUGUAUUUGUAUAAUAAAAUGA
Molecule: messenger RNA, 3745 nt
Organism: Ruditapes philippinarum (Manila clam)
Lineage: Eukaryota; Metazoa; Mollusca; Bivalvia; Venerida; Veneridae
Exons: 8
Coding region: 113-1579 (488 amino acids)
Source: RefSeq, a predicted model, not a curated record